AUGUACGCUUGGGCGCGGCCGAAACGCAAUACUUCGGCGGAGGACGUCGACAAGGGUCAACGAUAUGCAGCACGCAGACGAAUUGUGAUCUGGGAGCGACACGAUGGAAUUGAGUCGACAAGGGAUAAGGGCGGCGACACAGCGGGAGCACGCCGCAAAUGGCUUCAGUGUUCUACGGGCAAAGCACGACCGACCGAACGACCUCUGAAUAAGACGUACACCACCACCGAUGACAUCGCCAUCAUGUGGGUUAGUAAUCAAGCAAUAAACUGUUCUUGUAAAAAUCUUGGACCUUACGAGUUC
Iphiclides podalirius (scarce swallowtail) is the source of this 303-nucleotide messenger RNA. The record is from the annotation of a GenBank genome assembly. NCBI's taxonomy places the organism in Eukaryota, Metazoa, Arthropoda, Insecta, Lepidoptera, Papilionidae.